AAUAUGAAAAGUCGUGAGGAAAUUAAAAAAGGAGUUACAGAUGGUAUAACUCUUCCUGGUUUAGGUCAUCAAAUAUUAUCAAAAGAAUUAGUAGAUGAGACUCUCAUUAUAUCAGAUAUGUAUGACUUAAACGAGUUUAUGGCAUUGGAUCUUCUCUGUACGGCUCAACUUCAAAUGCCACAUCAUCCUGGUUUAACACGUGGUUUAACAACUGUUCUUCUAUAUUACGAUGGAAGAAAAGCACUGACAUCAGUAUUAAGAACCUUGGUGCAUACUCGAAUUGGUCACAGUUGGGCAGUGGAUGCACCGGUUGCUCUUACAAGACACAUUACAGAUUAUACGAAUAAGUUGCAAGAGGAUGGUCUAUUAAAUAGGGUUUUAUCCCUGUUAGAGGAAAUGGAUCCUACUAAGGAACAAGAUUUACUGCAACAAAAUAGAGCAUUAGGUGGAGCAAAGCACCAUCAGAUGGUUAUGAAACUUUAUAAUGACACACGACAAGACCUGGCUGAUAUCUUGUACUUAUGGUCUGCUCAAUCGUCUCUUCCAAAUAUAAUUCUAUUUCGUUUAUUAUCUAUAUUGCAAACACGUCAAGUAGAAUCUGAGGCAGGUGAAGGAGGACCUGACAAAGUUACACUUGCGCUCAUUAUGGCUGUUUUAAAUGCUUUUAAUUUUAGUUUCUUACAUAGUCGUGAAAACGGUGAAGAAUUAAUUAAUUCAAUGCCAUUAAUAGCAGAGAGAGAAGCACUAGAGGAACUGAAUCAAAAGUUAAUAUCCACUAACAUAAAUUGGGAGAGUGCUGGAUUGCGAGGAGUGAUACAGUUUGCUUUAGCGAUAGCUAUGAUUACCAUCAAAACAACUACCACUCAAUUCCAAUCUCAAAACAUUACUGCAGAAGAUGAAAUAUUAAUAGAAGCAGCUCUAGCUAACAAAGCUUUUCAUUUUAUGGCCGAAAUUUUGUUUAAAAAUAAUUGCAUACAUCAAGAGGAAUUUUAUGUUCGCUAUUUUCACACACUAAUUUCGGACUUUAUAUUAUUGAUGCCCGUUAAAGUCAAGGAAUUACGCAGUCGCGCUGAUGAAUCCAUGCGUUUAGGCAUCGAACCUCCAAUGAAUCUGGAUAAUCAUUUUGAAUAUUUAAUGUUGAUGAUAGCAGAACUGUAUAAAGAAGAUUCAUUUAAACUAAAUUUAGCCAUGGAUUAUUGGUGUUAUCAUACUGAUACAACUCAUGUAUCAGCUCCUGCAUACAUUAGUCGCCUGCCGUCUAGACAAGUUGCUUUAUUUAAAUUUAUACGUCUUGCUGGAGAGAUAUUGCCGGCAGGUUUAUUUGUUCCAUAUAUGAAAAUGAUAGCGUCCCUCGCCUCAUCGCCACAAGCAGCUAGAUAUGCCUUUAAUUUUUUUAAACCAAACGGAUCAUCUGGUUCGGCCACUAUUUCAUGGGAUCAUUUCUUCAAUUCUUUAAACCGAUAUUAUUAUAAUUUGAGACAAGAAUUACCUCCUAGUCAGGAUACAGUGUACAGACAAAGAUGUCAUCCGAAAGGAAUUAUGCCUCAGGAAGUUAAAGGUCUCGAGGCAGUGCUAUUGGUUGUCCAAGUGAUAGCCAAAAAUGAUGAAAUGUCGAGAGUUGCAAUAUGUGAUCACCCAAAUUGGAAAGUUUUACAGUCUUUGAUCGGUUUAGUGAGCUGUGCGAUGCCGAUACCUUUGAAGGGUGUGUUAGUAAGAACUCUUGCAGCACUGGCCAGAUCACCAGAGAGUUCCUCUAUUGUUUGGCAAAGCUUGGAAGCUGCUCAGUUUUUGUGCACUAUACCAACAACGAGUAGUUAUCAACCGAGAGGUGUGCAAACGGAAUUAGAAGAGAUCGAAUCUAGGAACGAGGAGUAUCCGUUAACACGUGCCAUGUUAGAACUAUUAGAUGUACUUACUGAUUUCCCAAUACCACGUCUGCUGGGUGUAGGCCAACGAAAUCCAGGAUUCGAUCCGUAUUUGCAUUUCAUUAUCAAUACUGUCUUUCUAAGAUUUCACACUCGUUCGUAUAAAAAUCGUGCUGAAAAGUGGGAGGUAGCGGAAGCUUGCUUGAAGAUAUUCUCAAAAUUGAUAAAGCAGUACGAACCAACUGUUGAAGAUUUUGUGGGCUGUAAAGUUGAGCUACAAGGCGGCGAGUCCACCUUAGUCAAUUCGGCUCCGGGAUAUCACUUAAUGACGCAAUUACACACUAAUUCGGAGCUAUUACACGUGAUAUUAUAUAUCAUGGACGAAGGUUGCAACCAUUUCGAUACUUAUGACAGUUUUCCAGGCAAAAAAUAUCUCGAAAGUUGCAGCCUUUAUUGCUUGGAGAUAUUGGAGCGUGGAUUAAAAAUGCAAAUCAAUUAUAUGGCGCAGUUGACUGUCAUACCUGUAAACAAAAUUAUGACUGGACUGUCACGUUUGUUACUUGGAGUGAACCCUCGCACGGGUAAACCGGAUCAUAUGAUUAAUAUCGUCAAAUACGUUUCUUACAAUUCAUGGCUACCGAAACAAGCCUUUGUAGCAGUUGGUGUUAUUCAUGGUGUGACUAAUGAGCCUGGAGCAGACUCUGAAUUGCUGUCGACGUUCACGGCAACUUCUACUUUAGCAACGAAUAUCAGACACGGCUUUGUGGAAUGCCUAGACGCGGACAAUAUCUCGGAGGAUGACGACGAGACAAUUAGAGUGGAUGAUCAGAGCAGGCAGAUUGGAAAUUGCAAAGAAAGAAUUCUACUCUUGAUGAUGCACAGUAUCACACGGCCUGCGCCAAAUCUCGCUCAUUAUUUGCUCGGUUUUGAAAUAACUAAGGAUAUCAGGAAAACCAUUAUUCAGCAACCGGGAAUCCUCGGAUUCCCGCGUACUUGUCUGCACUCCAUUUUGGGCAUUUUGGAGCAAUCUCUUGAGCGCGGUCGCGAUAAAAUAACCGAAGCUUGUUAUUGUUACCUUCAUACAUUAGCGGCUAAUAGCAAAACAUCGACACCUGUUCUCAGAUUUUUACGUACUACGAGUAAUCAAGACUUUGUGCAGAGACAUCUUUCAAAAUUACCAUUUCAAGGGCUAAAUAGGUCGACUGAGCUUGGCUGUAUGUCUUGGUUGUUGAAAAUAGCAGCUAUCGAGUUGCGAGUCGCUGGUGGUAGUUUACAGACUUCUCUAAUUCAUCGAUUGGUGGGAAGUUUCAGUCAGGACAAGGAUCAGAUUGUACCCUCUCAGAAGCUUCUGAUGGAUCUCUUACAUUACAUCGAUUUCCAAUUAUAUCUGGAACCUACGAAAUCAUGGGAAUUUUUCGAUCCAUCAGAAAUUGAGAAGGUACAGAGUAAAUGCAGUAUUCCCGUCGCAUUAAUGGGCGGUCCAUCGCUCAUCGACAUCAGGAAACUACAUUCUCUCAUCACCGAAGAAUUAACGGUUACACAGAGCAGCGCAACUGCUACCCAACGCAAGCUUAUGCAGCAGGAAGUGAAGUUUAUACUUGCACAUGCCUUGAAGAAGAAUCAGACGAAGGUUUUAUCCUACGCAACUGUUAAAUUCGUAGAGGGUUGGUGCCAAACUACAGAGAUACUUUUCUCCGUUGCGACGAAUCAACAAUUGCCGGUGGUUCAAAGGCAAAAUCUUCUGUUGAAUUUGUCGCACGACCUGCUACAGAAGAUGACGUCCUGUGAAGCUUUGAGUGAGAUUAAAACAUUAGUAUCCGGUACGGUCUUAAUGCUUCUGGUAAACUUACGAAACAGUUUUGUGAUUCAAUCAGACAACGAGUUACUGCCGUCGUCACCAUCCAACACAACGAUGAUGAAAAUUAUUCUAAGUCACAUCUUACAAUGGAUCAUAAACGCUGGUGCAUCCUCACAGAAAGUCGUGACACAUCUUUACGCGGCUUUAUUGAAUUUUUUGAGUAUCGUUGGCUUAGAAAAAUCCGAGCACAUAAAUGCGAUUGAUUCUAUGUAUAUUAGCCAAUUGGACAAUUCAUUAAACAAGCUCAUGCCCGUACAGGAACGUUCGCAACGUUACGCGACGAUUCAGGUCAUUAACAGUUUCGGAAAUCAGUUGAUGGAUAUUUUAUGCCACAAUUGCUCGGGUGGACACGACGUGUGUAAGAUGCUCGCAUUGUCCUGCCUGGAUAAAAUCUUGGAAUUGGAUUAUGAUAACGCGUGGAUGAUCUAUUUAACAAGCAGAGGCUAUUUGAAGCAUAUGAUAGACAGUCUAUUGGAAUCAAACAAUUUAUUGCGAGACAUGCUGCAACCGGAACCGCAGUCAAUGCGGCCUUUGUACCUGUACGAGGCAAAGAUGGCAAUCUUCUGUAGGAUGGCAUCAACGAGAUCAGGCGCGGAGAGCCUGCUGGAAAACAAGAUCUUGUCCUGUAUGUCCAGUAUGUGCGCAUUCGAUCAGCAUCCUGACGUGAAUCAAGGCUUCGAGGGCGGCGAUUAUUCGUUCAUACCUUCGGUCGGGCAACGCUAUCAGCAAAUUUUCUUACCAGCUUUAUAUCUCUGCGACGCUCUGUUCACCACGCUAGGAACGGAGAAUCAAUCGUGCGCCGUGCAAGUUUGCGGAUUUCUACAAAGUCACAGGGAUACCGUGGAAAUGGCUCUAAGAAAUGCAGUCUCGCACGCCAAUGUCCUUUUUUUGAAGGAGAUUGCAUGUCUCACUGGUGUAAUAUCUAGAUCCGCUAAUAUAGAUAUGUACAAACUCGUGGAUGAGGAAUUGGCAAAAAUAAAUAUAGACGAUUACAAAUUAGAGAGCAGCACCGGGAUGAGAGAGUUGCGAGCGCAUUUGUACCGAUUACAGAAAUCGAUGCUAUCGUUAUUAAAUAAAUUUCAAUUGCAGUCAAUUCCGAUAAAUCAUAAUUAUCAGCAAGCCGACGCAAACCAGCAAUAUAUUUCUUGCAUACAGAUAGUCGCUAACGUCAUGCUGUAUACACGCAAUCAAAUGCAACAUAGUCGUAUGGAUCAGAAAAUACGGAAUGUGCUAUUCGAUCCUCAUUUAAUACCAAAACCUGGAAGAAAGCAGGACAAACUGAAGGAUACCUCUGGUGGAGUAUGUUUAGGCACAAUUGUCGAACAGUUGGUUUCCGUGACAAAUUUACUGCACACUGAGUUGCCGCAUAUUGAUUCUUUAAUAAAGAAAGCCCAAGUGAUAACCGACAUGAGUACAGCGGAAUUAAAGAAAUACAUGUCUGAAAACGAAGUGGAACUCGAUAUAGGAAAACAACGAAUGCUCGUUGAACAAAAAUUAAAUCGCUGGAUAAAGGAUAAACGACAAAGCAUAAAAUAUUGCUCUCUUAUAAUAGAACACGCUUUGUACAUUCUUUGGAGUCACUUAGAUUUUUAUACUAUGCAAGUCAUAUCACGGCAAACCCAAAGAGUGCACGUAUCUUCGGGUGGUGUUGACGAAAGCAUGAUAGAAUGGAAAGUUUCGUCAGAAACACUAAUGGAGCUGAAGCAAGGACUCGUUUCUACAUUUACGGAUACUUUCAUCACACAAUUGAUGGACACAACACACAGUGAAUACGCAACAGUGGAUCGUAGCUUCAUCGAAGCUCUCAUAAGACGAAUUAAAAGAUUGUUACAAUUUAUAAUUAUAAAAUAAUGAAGAAUUAACGUUUGCAUCUACGGA
Molecule: messenger RNA, 5601 nt
Organism: Acromyrmex echinatior (Panamanian leafcutter ant)
Lineage: Eukaryota; Metazoa; Arthropoda; Insecta; Hymenoptera; Formicidae
Gene: Nup205
Product: nuclear pore complex protein Nup205
Biological process (GO): nuclear pore organization
Cellular component (GO): nuclear pore inner ring; nuclear pore
Molecular function (GO): structural constituent of nuclear pore
Source: RefSeq, a predicted model, not a curated record